Messenger RNA from Hypoxylon fragiforme, 2814 nucleotides. RefSeq lists its product as uncharacterized. Lineage: Eukaryota; Fungi; Ascomycota; Sordariomycetes; Xylariales; Hypoxylaceae. The record is from RefSeq and is a predicted model, not a curated record. The transcript is spliced from 3 exons. The coding region runs from base 602 to 2152 and encodes 516 amino acids.
UAACUAACUAGGUAGUUAACUUAACUACAUAUACCCUUUGCUACCCAGUCAAGCUCUAACUCCAUUCAACGCAAAUACAUAAAAUCCCAUUAAUCCCAUAAAUACCCCGUUGUAUCCGUUCUAUCCACGAUUGGCAAAGCUUCGAUGGACUUUAAGAUAUAUUUAUUAUUAUUGAUAAUAAAUCAUAAUUGUUGUUGUUAUUGAUUGAUUGAUGUUCAUGUUGAUCUAGUUGUGUACCCCCUUGUACCACUCUAUUAGAUUUCCACCUACGGAGUACAUGAACAUCACACAUCCUCACAAUACUUCCCGAGUCCUUAGUAUCUCCCUAUACAUUUCCCGUCUCGCGACACAACGCUUCUCCUUUUUUAUUUUUCUCCCUCUUUUUAUUUUUAAUUUUUAAACAUUAUCCUUUGUUAAAGCAUCAUAUUCUCAUUCAAACUUCAAGGCGCAAUCAAGACUUAGGGGGAGUGACUAUCUAGACAUAGAACAUCAGUCGCAUGCGCAUAAAACAUUCAAGCAACACACUCAAACACCCAAACACUCAAACCCUCAUACGUUCACUCAAAACCUAUACAAACUUCAACACGACUAAUGACCAAUCAUGAAUUCCAAACAAAGCUCGUCUAGGAUAUCUAGAAACGUGUUCGAGCCCUCCUUUACCCCGGCAGGAAAACCAACAUCGCAACCCGGAAUAUCGCGCCAUCACUCGACCCCUUCUCGAAGUACCAGCCUCUUUGGCUCCUCUCAAGCUGCUGGCCGAUCUCGAAAAAAGUUCUCAUGGGAAUCUGCGCCUCAACCUGAACAACCCCCGACGAAUCUAUUUGGCAAUACUGCGCAGACGAAUAAUAUCUUCGGCAGCUCUACCCCUCAAGUGAGCCCUCCCCCUGGCCCUUUCUUUGGAAUCACUCCUAUCAGCAAACCAACCCAGUCGCAAACGGGCUCUUUCUCCUUUGGAACUUCAGUCUCAGUCACUCCUACGCCAAUCUCACGUUCUAGCCUAUCACAGACAAGCAGUUAUGCGACUCCCAUCACGCCCCAGUCUCCCUCCCCAGCGGUCGGCUGUGGCACCCCUAUCUCUUUCGGCAAACGGACUUCAGCCUCGCAUUCUCACGUCGGUUCUGAGGCGGAGGUAAAUGUGCCACCUCCUAGGUGUUAUAUUGACUUGGAGGGUGAUCUAUGCCUUGUAGUAGGCAGUUUAGGGGCGGAAUUUGUAGUCUGCUCGAAGACCAUGGCCAGAUCAUCACCCUUUUGGAAAAAAAUGCUUUACGGGGAUUUUGCCGAGGGCAAGAAAUCGCAAUCUCGAGGUGGGAAGGGCGAAUGGGUUGUCAAGCUACCUGAAGAUAAUUCGAUCGCGAUGGAAAUCAUCCUCAACAUCAUCCAUGGCCGUUUUGAUCGAAUCCCUGGCUACGAGGACUUCGUCUACACCACGCAUUUCUACAAUCUCUGCGUUCUCACAGACAAAUACGACAUGACCCACAUCUUGAGGCCCUGGGCAAGAGGCUGGUCGCGCUCCACCCAUUCACAGUGCGACAAACUUGGCCAAUCUUUGCGAUCUAGGUUUUGUCAUGAGCGGCUUUGGAUCUCGUGGGAACUUGGCGACAGAGAUACGUUCGAGGGAAUGGCGCAAACUUUACUGCUGAAUAGUUCGAAUUCACCCGGCAAUACUCUACAUUAUGUUGGGUCGUUAGAACCGCCGGGAAUAUAUGACAGUAUAAAACGCAUUCGUUUGGACUUGGUAAAGGCCCUCCUGAAACCCCUGGACGACAUAAUACAAAGUCUUAUCCGAACUGAAUGGUCGUCAUGUCAAUGUGGACAUUGGGGUGGAAAAGGCGCGUGUCAAGCGAUGACCCUGGGCAAAGCCAUCCAAUCUCUCCAUCGACAGGAACUUUGGCCCAUACCGGAACCGGCAUCUGUGCAGUUCAGUGUAUCGGAGCUCGCGGCGAAGCUUAUAUGCGUGGAAUUUGGCGACAAGACUAAGCCUCUCGUGGCUACUCAAAAUUGCGCGCAACUUCAUCAAGGAAAUCUAAAGGCCGGGAUUGAGAAGGCCCUGGGCUCCAUUCCUUCGUUACUCGCCGGGAUGCAUCGACGCCAUCUUGAAGCCCAAGCAAAGAAGUCUGGACUCGCUCUUUCCAAGGAUGCUUCUGGCGGCUAAUGAGGAACGACAGAGAACAUAAACACAGCCAUCAUCAUCAUCACCAAACUACCUAAAGCUAUUUAGAGUAGCUCCGAGAUCAUAUCAUACCGGUUUCGUAGAGCAUCUACACUGUGCGGAGCUACAUACCAUACCGCCCGCGCAGAGGCGUCCCAAGCUAUGCAAGCCACCGAGGCUUGCUCACCAGCGUCCCGCCGAUCCAGAAACCAAUCACCCGCCAUCGGCAGUAUCCGAGUAUCCGGCGUAGCUUGGUAGGAAUUCCAGGCGAAGAACGAGAGGCGCGAAAAAAAAAGAAAGAAAGGAGCCACGGGAGGCCUGGCAUCGAAAUUCUGAUAUUGCACAUCACCAUCGUGUGCACGUAAUGCGCAGAGGAAUUACCUCACUCGGUUUCGACUCCGCUGCUCCUGUUCAGCUGGUCUCUUAGCCUAGCAUGGAACAUGGAAACUCGGUACCUACAUAUACCUGGUGGCACAAACCGUGCAUAUUUGUACUUAUUGGCCACCAGUGUACCUGUUAUUAAGGGGGGAUGCAGAAUCCCGACGAUAGACAGGCAUAUCGCUCACAAAAGAAAAAAAAAAAAGAGAACAAAGAAAAAAGAAACCAAUUAAUCAAUCUGAAGAAACUCAUAGAUCGGAAAUACAUAAUGGCGGCCAGCUUGGAGC